AUGGUAACCAAGCAAUUUACACCUUUCUCUCUCUCUCUCUCUAGAGCUGUAGGUAAAACUUGCCUACUGAUCAGUUAUACAACCAAUGCAUUUCCUGGAGAAUAUAUCCCCACUGUCUUUGACAACUAUUCUGCCAAUGUUAUGGUAGAUGGAAAACCGGUGAACCUGGGCUUGUGGGAUACUGCUGGACAAGAAGAUUACGACAGACUACGUCCUCUCUCCUAUCCGCAGACAGUUGGAGAAACGUAUGGUAAGGAUAUAACCUCCAGGGGCAAAGACAAGCCGAUUGCCGAUGUAUUCUUAAUUUGCUUUUCUCUUGUGAGUCCUGCGUCAUUUGAAAAUGUUCGUGCAAAGUGGUAUCCUGAAGUGCGACACCAUUGUCCCAACACUCCCAUCAUCCUGGUGGGGACUAAGCUUGACCUUAGGGAUGAUAAAGACACUAUUGAGAAACUGAAGGAGAAGAAGCUGACACCCAUCACCUACCCGCAGGGCUUAGCCAUGGCCAAGGAGAUCGGUGCUGUAAAAUACCUGGAGUGCUCGGCGCUCACACAGCGCGGCCUCAAGACAGUGUUUGAUGAAGCUAUUCGAGCCGUUCUCUGCCCGCCUCCCGUCAAGAAGAGGAAGAGAAAAUGCCUGCUGUUGUAAAUGUCUGCCCCCCCGCCACCGGCCUGUCCCCAGAAACCUUUCUAUGCUUUGCUCAGAAAUGAUGGAGCCUUCGCACUCAAUGCCAAGUUUUUGUUACAAAUUAGCUUUUCCAUAAAACCAUUUUGAACCAAUCAGUAACUUUUAGGUUUUAUUUAAACAAAUAAGUGUAAGAGUUCAAACUUUCACAUUCUAUUAAAAUUUAGCCCUAAAAAUGACAAGCUACCUUAAAGCCUUAUUUUUCAAAAGCCCCUAUUGCUCAGAUAAAGAGUUGCCAAAAUACCUUGUGAACUAAGUUGCAUUUUUGUGCUAAGAACACUAAGCACUAAGCAGUUUAAAGAACUUUGUCUCUAAGAAGACUAGCUUCUGAAGUUAGGGAAGGCAGACGCUUUCUAACGAGUUUCACAUACAGGCAGUACAGCCUCCUGGGUGAAAUCUUGCCAAUUUAAUGCAUUGAUCAUUUAUCAGCCCAUGUUCCUUACCUAACACUGUACUGUAUAUCACAAUGGAAUGAGUGUAACAACUCAGCUCUUUGGAUCGAUCCUUUUGAUUUUGUAGUGAGAUUUUAAAAAAAUUAGUGUAUUAGUUUUUGCUGAGAUUUUGAACAGAGCUCUUCUUCAUGUGCUUCUCUGAUGAAGUCUUCUGCUCUCAAGUGGAUGUCUUGGGGUGGAGUGUGGGCAACACUUGAUGCAAUCAGAGGAUGAAGACAGUAUUUUGACAAAAUACGAACUGGAGAUUAAUUUACACUACAUUGUCCACAUAAACUGAAUGAAAGUGUCACGGGUAAAUUUUUAAAGUUAGUUUCUGUCAAAUGCAGUCGAUGAAGAAAGUCGGUAUUAAUCAGUAAGUGUUUUCUUAAGAUUUCCCUUUUUCGUAAACCUGCAGUCCCUCCCAAAAUUGGGCAUUCAUCUUCGAACUGGUCAUUCCCGUAGUUGCUAACUUAGUGCUUUUCUUAUAGAUCCCCCUCUCAAUGAGCAAUAUGCCUCCUUGUAUAAAGUCUUUCUUGAUGAUGCAUUAGUUUUUUGUAGAUUAGAUGUGCGUUCCUGUUUUCACGUUCUUUAUUCAAAGCUAAUAAGUGCUUUCCUUAGUUUUCUAGUAACUAGAUGUAAAAAUCACGUGUUGCAUCUUUACAGUUUUUUAAACAUUUUAGAUACUCUUAAACUAUGAACCUUCUUACCACCACUGUCUUGCCAGAUCCCUAGCACUGUACCUUGACCAAUGCUGCCACACACACACCCCCACCUCCCUGUGUGGACAGCUUCCUGUUGCUCUGCCUAACUGUGCUCCUUGGGUGGGAGGUUCUGUAAACCCCGUGCUCAUGCUAAUGAAGUUCUUUACAGCUUACCACUGGCAAGGAAACAAAAUUGGACCUUUCAACCACUAGAACAUUUUUUAAAUUGACAGUUGCAGAAUUGUGGAGUGUUUUUACAUUGAUCUUUUGCUAAUGCAAUUAGCCGUAUGUUUUGCAUGUAUGACUUAAUAAAUCCUUGAAUCAUA
Messenger RNA from Miniopterus natalensis, 2139 nucleotides. The record is from RefSeq and is a predicted model, not a curated record. Lineage: Eukaryota; Metazoa; Chordata; Mammalia; Chiroptera; Miniopteridae.